Actinia tenebrosa (Australian red waratah sea anemone) is the source of this 1985-nucleotide messenger RNA. RefSeq names its product lisH domain-containing protein ARMC9. Gene Ontology annotation, biological process: cilium assembly. The record is from RefSeq and is a predicted model, not a curated record. Gene Ontology annotation, molecular function: protein binding. Gene Ontology annotation, cellular component: centriole; ciliary basal body; ciliary tip. NCBI's taxonomy places the organism in Eukaryota, Metazoa, Cnidaria, Anthozoa, Actiniaria, Actiniidae.
AAAAAUGGGCCAGAUGUGCUUGAGAAAGAGAGAAAAAGACACAAUGAUCAAUUAAGACUGCUACAGAGCCAGCUGUCAGAAGUUGAAAGAAGAUCUGCUUUGUAUUUUAAGAAAUUCUCAAAGAUACAGGGUGACUAUCACAAACUCAUUGGAAUUGCUGCAGAACUCGUAGAUUCUCUUGAAGACUGUGUCAGAGGAAAAAUGGUUACUCCCGAAUAUUUACAAGGUAUUUGUAUGAGAUUAUUCAGCAAUGCAACACAUGAAUCCAUUGAUGUCACAAAACCAGGAACGGCCAGCUCCAUGCUACGAGCUUCAUUUGCUAUCGACCAACAAAAUUCUAAAGAUGAGGAACAAGUUCCAUCAACGGUAUCAUUAGACUUUGACAAGAUUAAAAGUGAUUUAACAAGUCUACCUGAACAGAGAUUGGCAUUCCUUCUUCAAGCUCUCAGAUGGAGACUGACAAGAACAACAAAUGAUGAAGUCAGAGAUGCUAGCGUAACAGCAUAUAUCAUACAUGACUUGCUGGGGUUAACUGCGAGUCAUGAUAAUAAGGAUGGCGUACUAGACCUUCUCAACCACCACAGUGAUACUGUACGACAGUACGCUGCUAGACUACUGAAUGCACUGGCUUCAUUCUCAGCAGGACGGACGUAUUUCACUCAAGAUUUUGAUUUGGUAUAUGCUCUUCAUGCUUCUCUUAUGGCUGAACCUAAAACCUCAUUAAUCAGUGAAAAUGUUCUGGGAACUUUACAAAAGCUCAGCCUCAGGAGAAAGCUCCAGACUGUCAUGAUAAAGAAGGGUCUGAUCCAAUGGCUGGUUAAUCUGCUAGAUGACCAUGAUUCCUUGUCAGAUUACACACUAGAAUAUUCCGUAGCCCUUCUAAUGAAUCUGUGCCUCAGAUCGUCAGGUAAGAGAACGUGCAUACCCAACUCAGCGCAUGUACUCAAGGUUUUGAGUGACUUGUUGGGACACGAGAACCAAGAGAUCAGACCCUAUGUGAAUGGAGCUCUAUACAGUAUUCUUGCUUUACCUGCCAUCAAAGAAGAAGCCAGAGCAAUGGGAAUGGAGUCAAUUCUGGAAUGUUUUCUAGUAGAUGAGAACCCUGACAUGAAAAGACAAAUACAGUUCAUCAUCAAGCAACUAAAUACAGAAAAUCCCAUGGCAACAAAUGAUCCAGAAUCUGAUGACGAAGAUGAAGAUGACGACGAUGACGAGGGCGAUGUCGUAGACAUUGAGCUUGACAAACAAGAAAUUCUACAACCACAAAAUGGAGAACUGACUGGAGAGGAAUUGUUGACAACUGAAUAUGCCAUGGGAAGAAGUCCAACCAAACCUAACAAAAUGAAGAACAAGCUAACCACUGAAUUGGGACCAGAUCACCCAUUAACAAGACCGACUACUCCACGUUUGAGGGCCACGGACUCCAUACAGUCAGUACAAGAUUUCUCUAAAAGACCAGAAACCUCAACAGUGCGUCCAAUUUCAAGUCAGGAACGCCCUGCUACAUCGUCAGGAAAUAGGCCAACCUCAAGGCCUACUUCGAAGCCCUCAUCUAGGCCUUCUUCUAGGCCAGUUUCAAAUCAAAGCCAAAAUUCAACUCAAAAAGAGAGUGACAAGAAUGUUCAAGCUCUUGAAAGCAGACAAAGCCACAGAUCGGAAACGGCAGGUUCUUCAUUAAAAGACCCUUUCGUAUCGCGACCAAAGAUACCACGUGACUUAAGCGAACAGCCACUAAAAGCAAAGUCUUCAUCGACUCCUCCACUUGGAAGAUCAAUGUCACCAACAAGAUCCUCAUCUAAGCUAAAUCGCCCAGGAUCGGGAUCGUCCUCGAGAAAGGGAAGCGAAAGUGGACGUCCAUCAAAGAACUCAAGAUAAUGCAUAAAGGGGUGUAAUUGUAAAGUGUACAGACUUUAGGAUAACAAGCAAGUAUUGCUAUUUCUAUCAAAUACAGUAGCAAUUAUAAAAAGAUAUAUAUAUACGUGUAA